Messenger RNA from Dioscorea cayenensis subsp. rotundata (Guinea yam), 2508 nucleotides. RefSeq names its product phosphatidylinositol/phosphatidylcholine transfer protein SFH13-like. The transcript has 16 exons. Bases 385 to 2277 code for a protein of 630 amino acids. The record is from RefSeq and is a predicted model, not a curated record. Lineage: Eukaryota; Viridiplantae; Streptophyta; Magnoliopsida; Dioscoreales; Dioscoreaceae.
CUUAUAUAGGAAAAAAAUCCAAAGCCUAAAGAGCUUAGCUAAAGCUCAAGCUUUUGGCGACGCCGCUCCAGCCUCUCCCGUUCGAUCCCUCGGGGAAAGAGAGAUCGAUCUUGAUCCGAUUCGCUUCUCUGUUGAAUCCCUAUCUUCGUUGUUGAAUUUUGAGGGAUUUUUUUCUGGAUUUUUUUUUUGGAUCUUUUGUGGUUGAUCUUGAGUUUGGUCAUCGUUGCGGCUUGGAUCUUGGUUUUGAGGUACGGGGAGCUGCUGAAGCAUUGUGAGGCAAAUGCGGGGCGUUUCACAGGGUUUGCUUACUGGAUUUUGAAGCUCUGAAUGAGAUCAGAGUCUUCCAGAGUUUAAGUGGUAAUUCUUGUUCAGAGUUUGUUGAAAAUGUCUUUAGAACAUGUUGAAGGGCCUGAAUUGUAUUUAGUUCAAGAUGAGAUAAGGGAGAGAAGAUCAGAUGUAGAAAACUCUGAAGAUGAGAGGAGGAGGACAAAAAUUGGGUCCCUCAAGAAGAAGGCAUUGAAUGCAUCCUCGAAAAUUACCCAUUCUCUGAAGAAGCGAGGUAAGAGGAAGAUUGAUUACCGGGUGUCAUCAGUGUCCAUUGAGGACAUACGAGAUGCAGAAGAGGAGCGGGCUGUUCAUGCAUUCCGGCAAGAGCUUAUUGCCAGAGACCUCCUGCCUGAGAAGCAUGAUGACUAUCACAUGUUACUAAGGUUUCUGAAAGCUAGGAAAUUUGACUUUGAGAAAGCAAGUGAAAUGUGGGCAGAGAUGCUUCGUUGGCGAAAAGAGUUUGGGACUGAUACCAUAUUGGAGGAUUUUGAAUAUGAAGAACUUGAGGAAGUUCUACAAAAUUAUCCCCAAUGUUAUCAUGGAGUUGACAAAGGUGGAAGACCUGUCUACAUUGAAAAAAUUGGAGCAAUUGACCAUAGCAGGCUUAUGCGCAUCACUACACUUGAACGUUAUAUGAAGUAUCAUGUGCAAGAGUUUGAGAGGGCCUUCCUUGAAAGAUUUCCUGCUUGUUCAAUUGCUGCUAAGAAGCACAUUGACUCCACAACCUCAAUUUUGGAUGCUCAUGGACUGGGAAUAAAGUCUCUCAACAAGACAAUUAUAGAUAUUGUUCGAGCUGUUCAAAAAAUGGAUGGUGAUUACUAUCCAGAGACACUCAAUGAAAUGUUCAUCAUUAAUGCUGGACAUUCUUUCAAACUAUUCUGGAACACUUUGAAAGGCUUUCUUGACCCUAAGACGGUUUCGAAAAUUCAUGUAAUCGGGAGCAAAUAUCAGAGCAGAUUACUAGAAGUCAUUGACGCAAGCCAACUACCAGAAUCCUUGGGUGGCUCAUGCACAUGCUCUGACCAGGGAGGAUGUUUUAGAUCCAACAAAGGGCCUUGGAAUGACCCUAUCAUUGUUAAGCUUGCGAGGAAUGCUGAUGCUACAUUUGUGAGGGAAAUAAGGCUGGUACCAGAUGGUGAACGGAAAAGUGAGUUAUACCCUAGGUUACGACCAUUAAAGGCAAAGGGAAGGUUUAGUGAUACAUCAACAGCUGAAUCAGGAUCGGAUGUUGAUGAUCUUGGUUCCCCUGUAUUAUCUAGGAUAGCAGAUUUCACUCGUUUGGCUCCAGUGCAUGAAGAAGUUAGGUCAAGGGAUACCACAGCUUACUAUAGUUGUGAUGACAAUUUUGUUGUGGUUGAUAAAACUAUAGACAAUGGUCGAGGAUCAGCUGCUUCUGUGAGUACAAGCAUAGGACUGAAAGAUAAGAGGCGCGCAUAUGUCAAUGGAACAUCUUGUUCUCCAGGCAAUUCAGUUUUAGACAGGUGUAUGACCACCAAAGCUGACGUGGAGGAAGGGUGUUUGCGAUAUCUUGCAAGGACACUUGUGGCAUUCUUGGUCAAAGUUCUGUCCUUCGUUCACAUUUUUGUUCAAAGACGUGAAAGGUUGGAAAAUGUCCAUCCUUCAGACACAUUAGUCCCUGCUGCAGAUGAACAACCAAUUGCAGAACCAGCUGCAGAUGCUGCCAAGGAAGACCCUGUAACUCCUUGCUUGGAGCGUCUUCAAAGGCUGGAGACCAUGCUCCAUGAACUUAACAAUAAGCCUGCUGAGAUUCCUGUGGAUAAAGAUCACAUGCUCCUUGAAUCUUGGGAAAGGAUAAAAUCAAUCGAGUGUGACCUCGAUAGGACAAAGAAAGUACUGCAUGCCACUGUCAUAAAGCAGGUGGAGAUUCAAGAUACAUUAGAAUCCGUGCAGGAGUCUAGUGCGAGGAAAAAGAAAUUUUGCUUAACAUAGACAAAGGGAGCUCCCUCUGAAGAUGGGAUGCCCAAGAAACUCCGGAGGCGGGGAUCUCGAUCGGCCACCUGCGAAGUCUAUCUCUUUCUGAAACUUUCUUCUGGCCAUGAGACAGAAUUCAACACAUUUUCUCUGAUCUUGCCAAAUCAGCAGAUUGCAGCUCCUUGAUGGAGGAUUUGUGCAAGGAAAAAAAGAGAAUGAAAAUGUAGACAAAGUAAAAAAGAAAAAAAA